AUGGCCGAGCACGUUGCCCACCCCAUCGAGAAGGACGAGCAUGUUGCUGCUCCUACCAAUGGCCUGCACCAUGGCGGAAUCAGGUACCAUGAGCAGCCCGGGUCCAUGAUCCACCCCAGCACGAUCAUGCUCGAGCACCGAAAGUUCGCCAACCCUGCUCCUCUCGGUCUCUGCGCUUUCGCCCUCACCACGUUUGUCCUGUCUGCCGUGAACAUGCACGCUCGUGGUGUCACCGCCCCCAACAUCGCCCUCCCCUUGCCUUUGGCUAUGGUGGUCUCGUCCAGCUCCUGGCUGGCAUGUGCGCUCGCGGUACAGGAAAUGGCUGUCGGUAACACAUUCGGUGCCACUGCUCUCUCGUCCUAUGGUGGUUUCUGGAUUGCCUACGGUCUUCUCAUCUCUCCCGGCUUCAACAUCAUCAACACCGAGGUUGGCCCCUACAAGGCUCACCCCUCCGAUGUUGGUUCCGUUGUCGGCUUCUUCUUGACUGGCUGGUUCAUCUUCACCACGCUCUUGCUGCUCUGCACCCUCAAGUCCACCGUCAUGUUCUUCCUCCUCUUCUUUACCCUUGACUUGGCCUUCCUCUUCCUCGCCUGCGAAAACUACGCCGCCAACCUCGGUGCUGCCGAGGCCAAGAACGCCCUUCAGAUUUGCGGUGGUGUGUUUGGUCCCCGUCUUCCCCUUCCCUGGUCUGACAAGGCCAAGGCCGAUCGCGCCGCCAAGGACCACACCGUCUAA
Parascedosporium putredinis is the source of this 735-nucleotide messenger RNA. The record is from the annotation of a GenBank genome assembly. NCBI's taxonomy places the organism in Eukaryota, Fungi, Ascomycota, Sordariomycetes, Microascales, Microascaceae.